This is a messenger RNA of Penicillium subrubescens, 588 nucleotides long. Its product is annotated as SDR family NAD(P)-dependent oxidoreductase. The record is from RefSeq and is a predicted model, not a curated record. Bases 1 to 588 code for a protein of 195 amino acids. The transcript is spliced from 3 exons. NCBI's taxonomy places the organism in Eukaryota, Fungi, Ascomycota, Eurotiomycetes, Eurotiales, Aspergillaceae. Gene Ontology annotation, molecular function: oxidoreductase activity, acting on the CH-OH group of donors, NAD or NADP as acceptor.
AUGGCUGCCCUGCCAGCAUGGAAUCUUCUCAAAGGCAAAACAUCCGCGAUCACUGGCGGAACAACUGGGAUUGGCCGCGCAAUCGUGUCCCAUUUAGGUCUUCCUAAGGAUGAUGCGCAGCGCCAUAGUCUGAUUGAAGAAGUCAAAGCGAACGAGAAAAGUGGUGUCAAAGCUGGGAAGAUCUUGGACCUUGCAGGCGAUGUGACCAACCCAGAGACAAGCACAAUAUUGGUCAGUGAAGCUGUGUCAGAAUGGGGUAAAUUGGAUAUCUUUGUUGCCAAUGCCGGCGUAUUCAAACAAGCAGAGUUCCUGAAAAUCGAGCCCUCCCUCCUGGACCACAGCGUGGACGUCAAUAUCAAAGGCUGCUUCUAUUCCUGUCAAGCAGCUGCCCGUCAAAUGGUGAAACAGGGACACGGUGGCUCGGUCAUCGGCAUUUCCUCCGUCAGUGCUCUUCUGGGCGAUGGUUUGCAAACACACUAUACUCCUACAAAGGCUGCGAUAUUGUCAAUGAUGCAGUCUAUGGCGAUUUCCCUGGGAAAGGACAAGAUUCGAUGCAAUGCCCUGAUCCCUGGGACUCUUGCCACUUAA